Fusarium graminearum PH-1 is the source of this 630-nucleotide messenger RNA. RefSeq lists its product as uncharacterized. The transcript has a single exon. The coding region runs from base 57 to 395 and encodes 112 amino acids. NCBI's taxonomy places the organism in Eukaryota, Fungi, Ascomycota, Sordariomycetes, Hypocreales, Nectriaceae. Gene Ontology annotation, molecular function: protein-disulfide reductase activity. The record is from RefSeq and is a predicted model, not a curated record.
AUCAUCUUUCUCAACCUUCAAACACAUCCCUCAAACCCAACAACAACAACGCCAAAAUGUCCAUUGUCCAGAUCGAUACCAAGGCUCAGUUUGAUGAUCUUAUCAAGAGCCACCAACUAGUCAUCCUCGAUGCCUCUGCAGAAUGGUGUGGUCCCUGCAAAGCCAUGGCCCCAAUUUUCGAAAAGCUCAGCCACGAAAACCCCGACAGUGAAAAGGUCGUAUUUGCCAAGUUCGACACGGAUGAUGUUUCUGAUCUUGCUCAAGAGCUCGGGAUUCGCUCAAUUCCAGCUUUCUUCAUUUUCCGCGACGGCGAGCGGGUUGACAACUUGAACGGAGCUAAUCCUCCUGCGCUGACGAAGCUUGUCAAAGGGGCAAUUGAGGAUGUUACGGCAUAAGACUUGAUAUAAGUUGGUUUACUAUACUAUAUCGAUUAGUCAAGCAGGCUAGUUGAGUGCUGUUACAACAAUUUGGAUGAUGGGACACUGCAAAGUGAAAGCAGCGAUGGAAAAGCAGGAGAUCCCACAGGCGCAUCAGCACAUGUUUUAUGUCAAAGAAAUGGACCAUCAUUCAAGUCUCCCGACAUUUAUACUACACGUAACAAUAGUAAUCAGUCAGUUCCAUAUCUCCCAC